Solanum dulcamara is the source of this 2282-nucleotide messenger RNA. RefSeq lists its product as uncharacterized. The record is from RefSeq and is a predicted model, not a curated record. The coding region runs from base 892 to 2151 and encodes 419 amino acids. The transcript is spliced from 2 exons. Lineage: Eukaryota; Viridiplantae; Streptophyta; Magnoliopsida; Solanales; Solanaceae.
AAGUUUUUACGUUAUAUUUUCUCCCUUGGAAGGCUCAAAAUUCAAAUGUCAUUCACUUUUAACCUUUUUCAUCAGUUAUCUAUCAAUUGUAUAUCAGCCAUUUUCUGAUCAUCACACCAAGAACACCACAGCCUUGUUUAUACGCAAGCUGUUUCCCUUUUCCAAAACAGAAAGGUUGAUUGUUUCUACUACCAUUCAUCUACCCACUGACUGGGUCGUUUUUGUUUUUUGUCCAUUUUCGAUUGAGACAGAGAUAAAUAGAGAAUUUGGUAGUGGGGAAAGGAGAAAGAAAUGUGAUGGGAAACUGCUGAAAGGGUCUUUCUGUUCUCCGCCUCCGCCCUAUUCUUUUGACUUCUCCUUCCUUACCCCUUUUCUUCUUUUUCCCAUUUCUUUUAGUUUAUGGCAUCCACUGUUUCGUUGCCCCUUUGUUCAUCUCAUUCAUCCUCUGAUCACUGCGAAAUUCUUGCUGUCUGACGUAUGAUCAAAGUUAAUGUUUUGAUUAAGCCAUUGAUUUUUUUGUCGUUAAUCAAUUUCGGGCUUAUUUCGAUUUCUAUUUUAGUUGGAAAAACUAAUCAAAAGAUUUUAUCUGUGCGGCUUUCCAUUGGUGAGCUCUGUUUUUCAGAGGUUCAAUUCUCUCUCUUUACCUCUUCGAUUUCAGUGAUUCUCUUCUCUUAAAUUUUUAAUUUUCAGUGCUAUUUUCCUCCAUUUUUAAUUCCUCGAUUUGGUUGCUUAAUGUUGGAAUCUAUGCCUAAUCUAAUUACUCCACCCACCUUAAUCAUCUGAGAAUGUUCUUCUAAUCUCUUCUUGCCACAUUAAAAAAUAAAUAAAUACCAAUUGAUUUCUUUGGGGAUAAAGUAUACUUUUUCUUCCACAAAAUUAAUAUCUGCAAUAAUGGGUUGUGCGACUUCGAAGCCGAAGGUGUGCCACAAAUGCAGGGCUCCUUGUUCACCGGUGCGCCGGAGCUACUCAAUGCACGACGAUAGCUACCAUAUGGUGGCUCUCACUUCAUCCACGUUAGGAUCUCUGAAGCUUGAUCCACUCAACCAAAGUCAAUCAAUCAAAGACGAUAGAUCUUCUUUUGAGCUUUGUGAUUUCGAUGAAGUGAAGAGCUGCAAAGAAGAAUUUGCUAUGGGUUUGAUUGAAGCAAAAACAUGGUCAGAAAUGAUCAAUGAGAAAAUCCCCAAAGUGGUUCCGAAAACCCCCAUUAGAACUCCACCUGGUGAGCCAGAAACUAUCAAUACUUGGGAAUUAAUGGAAGGUCUUGAAGAUUCAAGUCCCCUUAAACCUGCUCAUCAUGUUCGAAGUUUUUCAUUCCAUGUUUCUCCAAAUCCAAAUCCAUCACAAUAUGAUCUGCCUACGCCCAGAGUUAAAGAUCAUAUCGAAGGUUCCCCAAAGCCAUUGUGGGAGGAGGUAGCUGAAGAUGAAACGAACUCAAAUUCAAACGACACAUCAAUCGUGUCCGAGUUUGAUCCUGAAGUGAUUUCUACAUUCAGAAAAGCAUUAGAAGAUCUCCCGCCGGCAAACCCAUUUCACCUUAAACCGUUAAUUACUGAAAAACAGCAGCCGGGGGCCGACGAGGAAGAUCCAUUGGAGAUACUGGAUGUGAAGAAAGUAAAUGGGGAAGUACCAGAGUACAAGGUCGGUAAAGAUAAAAUUGUUGUUUAUUUCACAAGCCUAAGAGGGGUGAGGAAAACAUAUGAGGAUUGUUGUCAUGUUCGAGUGAUUCUGAAGGGAUUAGGUAUCAAAAUCGACGAAAGAGAUGUAUCAAUGCAUUCGGGGUUCAAAGAGGAACUGAAAGAAUUGCUGGGAAAUGAAUACAGUAGAGGGGGAUUGCCUAGGAUAUUUAUGGGGAAAAAAUACAUUGGUGGAGCUGAUGAAAUACGUCGAAUGAACGAGGAUGGAAAACUGGAGAAGUUCGUAGAAAACUGUGAAAGAAUUGAGGAUGGUGCUGUCAUUGGAGGUUGUAAUUGUGAAGCCUGUGGAGAUAUUAGAUUUGUACCUUGUGAGACAUGUUCGGGGAGCUGUAAAAUUUAUUAUGAAGAAGAUAACGAAGAAGAACUCGAAGAACUCGAAGAAGAUGAAUACGGCUUCCAACGAUGCCCAGAUUGCAAUGAGAACGGACUUAUUCGAUGUCCAAUUUGUUGUGAUUAAGUGAAGAGUUUUGAUUGAGUUUAAUAUAGUCAUAACCAACCAAAAACAUGUUCCAAGCUCUGGAGUUGUGGUGUUAAAAGUCUUCUGUAAUACAUUUUCCAGGUAAAACGAGAAGCCUAUACAAUUUUGAA